UUUUGGGGGCUGGCAGCGCUUAGGAAACGUUGCGACAACUGCAAUGCACACUUUCUGUACUGCACUGCCCUGACAAUGAGUCUAAUGGGUAUUGACAUGGCCAGGAUGGUAUUAUAUCGAUGCUGUCCGAGCGCAUUCAUCAUAGGACUGUGUACCUCGAUCCAGCGUUUGGCAUCAAGGCAGCCCUGACUCCCUAUGCGGCUCCCAAGCCCUGAUCGACUGCUCAACCAUUGACACAGGGACGAACCUGCACGUCAAGCAGGAGUUGGCGGCCAUCUCGCCAACUAUAUAUCAUUUUACGAUGCACUUGUGAGCGGUCACGGUGGCGUCCAGUCCUGGGCGCCGAGAACGCCAGUCUGGCAUUCUUCCUGGGCUGCGCGCCGUUGGAUCCCAACAUGCCCCGGCUAACGGCUCUGCUGCAAACCAUGGGCGGGAAAGUGAUCGCCUGCGGGGAACCCUCGCUUGGUCUGGCAGCCAAGCUGGCCAACAACUACUGCACUGUACUAACCUCUUGGGCAUCAUUGAUCACAAUACUAGUAGCGCAGAAGCCAUGGACAUGGGGAUGCGGGCGUGCUGACAGUCGGUCCUGCCGCCGGCACCGCGCAGAACGCCAACCCGUGCCCGGCGUACAUAUGUCCGCGGCCCCAUCGUCGAACGGGUACAGAGGCGGGUCCACGGUUCAGGGUCCAGCUGAUGAGGAAGGACAUUGGCCUGGCUGUGGACAUGGCGAGAAGCGUGGGGGCUAGGAAUUCCCUUGGUAGUAGCGGCCUGGAAUCUAUGCCCUACCGAGCAGAGGCCGAGGCCUGUAGAGAUCUAGACUCGAGGGUCGUGGAUCGGUACUUGGUGGCAUCGAGGGAGCACUGGUCGACAGAUUUCAAGUUAAUUUUGAUC
Canariomyces notabilis is the source of this 891-nucleotide messenger RNA. RefSeq lists its product as uncharacterized. Bases 396 to 746 code for a protein of 116 amino acids. NCBI's taxonomy places the organism in Eukaryota, Fungi, Ascomycota, Sordariomycetes, Sordariales, Chaetomiaceae. The transcript has a single exon. The record is from RefSeq and is a predicted model, not a curated record.